This is a messenger RNA of Salvia miltiorrhiza (redroot sage), 1152 nucleotides long. RefSeq lists its product as uncharacterized. The coding region runs from base 1 to 1152 and encodes 383 amino acids. NCBI's taxonomy places the organism in Eukaryota, Viridiplantae, Streptophyta, Magnoliopsida, Lamiales, Lamiaceae. The transcript is spliced from 3 exons. The record is from RefSeq and is a predicted model, not a curated record.
AUGGCAAGUGAAACUCCUAAAUCAAAAAAAUCAAAAGGAAUGACAAAACAACCCGAUCUUCGGCAAUUUAUGUUCAAGAAAAUGAAAUCUCAAGAGAGUGAGUCUUCUUCUCCAACAGAUAAGUUACCUCAAGCUCAAGAAAAUGUUAUAAAUUUGGGUGGUUCAAGUAGUACUUGUUUGCCAUUAGAGGAUAAAGAAUUGAUUUAUGAUGUUGAGCUUCUUCCUCAUGACCCGGGAAAAAGAAUUAGUAUAAUGGAUUAUCCUCCAAAUGAACGAGAUGUGGUUAGGAGAGCAUAUAUUCUGAAAAACCUUGUCAACCAAAAACUCAUGAUUUUCCUCGCAAAGACCUUAGAGAAUGAAGUUGGGCUUAAUGCUGGGGGAGAUGCAUUUGUUAAUAGAGGAUUUAAGUCAUGGAAUAAACCGGAAAGAUUUCUGAAACAUGUUGGUGUUGUUAAAAGUGCUCACAAUCUUGCUUAUGAGAAAUAUGCAAACUUAAGAGAUGGGAAGAAAAAAUCAAUUCUUAUUUCUUUUGAAAAUGACACUGAUGUGAUUCAAAGAGAGUAUGAAAUUCGCUUGAAAGCUUCAAUUUCUUAUAUUAUCAAUUGUUGUGCUAAAGAAACAACCAAGCGAAUUGUGGAGGAGCUAGGUGAUGGCUACUUUGCUAUAUUGGCCUAUGAGUCUAGUGAUGUAUCCCAAAAGGAACAACUAGCUCUUUGUUUGUUUUAUGUUGAAGGAAAAAUGGGAAAGGUGGUGGAACGAUUUCUUGGACUUGUUCAUGUUGGUGAUACUACGGCUUUGUCUCUUAGAAGUGCAAUUAUGUCCUUACUUGUUGAACAUUCAUUGAGUCCAUCCAAGAUUCGAGGGCAAGGAUAUGAUGGAGCUAGUAACAUGAAAGGUGAGAUAAAUGGCCUCAAGACUUUGAUUAGGGGAGAUACUCCAAGUGCUUACUAUGUCCAUUGCUUUGCUCAUCAACUUCAACUAACUCUUGUAGCCAUUGCCAAAAAGAACAAUGAGUGUGUUUGGCUUUUUGAUACGUUUGCAAUCUUGUUGAAUGUGAUUGGUGUUUCUUGUAAGAGAAGAGAAAUGAUUCGAGAAUUUCAAGCACAAAAAGUAGCUUGGAAAUUGGUGAACUUGAAACAGGAUCGAGAUUAA